UCCUAUACAACUUUGUGUAAGACCGGACAGGGAAGGAAAACAAGAGGGACACCGCAAAUAAAGGUUGUAGGAAAAUUUUAUAAAGAAUUCAGCAGUGAUAGUUAUUAAUUGGGACUGUGUAUUUUACCUACUGAAUGUUGUGCCUGCGGAUAUGCUUGUAAAUUGGAGGAUGGACGUCACGGUUAGAAGGCGGUUUCGAUGUUGACGGGAGAAGUUAUUGGUGUUUGCACACUUAGAACUCAUCUCAUCAUAUACUUCUUCCCUCAACGCUUCCAACGAUGUGGCGUCUACUUCUGUUUGAAAGAGCCAGACAUAGAUGGUGCUGGUGAUCUAAGCAGCAUUGUUAUCUAACCUCGACUUGACAAGCACUGUCAAAUUUUAGUUUUGUAUAUGUGGUUUGUUUACGACCGGUGUUAGGAACAACACUGGAUCUCACUAAGUUUUGGGAUGCUAUAACGUUUCAGUUGUGGUCUAUAAAGGAAUCCGCUGCUUUGCAUCUUCUCAUUAAGAGACGGAUCCACUAAACGGUGUUUAGGGAAGAAAUGUCCUUGGUCCUUUAAGGUAAAAUUUCAAAGCUUAGUAAGUUUCGAGUGAUAAUACAUUCGAGUGAUAUAAUAGUAAAACAAAAUGGAGCCUGAUUUCAAGCAACGGACUUUGGAAGAUUUGAAAGGAACGCUUUACUCCUUGAAAUGUGAUAGUUGUGAUGAUACAUUUGAUAAUCUGAAGCGCUUUUAUUUGCAUCGGAAACUGCACAAAACGAACAUAAUAGGACCCUUUCGGACAUAUGAACACUGUCCGUUUGUACUUGAUCCUGUAACACAACUUGAAUUGCGUCGACUAGAAAGAUGUAGUUUCUCUAUGCGGAUCUUCAGACGUGACCCGAAAAAGGGUGCCAUAAACAAUUUCCCCAAAUUUCAAUGUAUGAAGUGUGAUAAAUCGUUUGCAAUGAAAACCACCCUGAAAAAUCAUCUCAUCUCAAAACAUCAAGACAUAAAAGUGUUCUCCUGUGAACUUUGUCCACGUAAAUUUGCGCUUGCAACAUAUUUGAAAUCGCACAUGGCAGUUCAUAAGAGGCAACGUAUGAAAGCGUUCAAAUGUGACCAAUGCCCAAAGUCGUUCGUAACUCGUAAUGCUGCUAAACAUCAUAUGUUGGUUCAUGUGCAGGACCCCAACGUAUUUUUCCAGUGUGAUCACUGCAGUAAAAAGUUUAGGUUCAAGCGUGGAUUAAACCUUCAUCUUCAUCGAGCGCAUGUUCCUAAGAAUCCGCACAUAUGCCCUGUUUGCAAGAAAAGUUACAAUGACAAAAAAUAUCUACAAGUUCAUCUUAGAACUCAUACUCAACCAGGCGGAGAUUACACUUGCAAUUAUUGUGGAAAGCAGUAUUUCAAUUCUACGUAUUUUCGGAUACAUGUCAGCGGUCAUGAGAUGAAGGAAAAAUUCAAGUGUGAUAAAUGCCCGAAGGUGUAUAAAUAUAAAAAUGGACUGCUUACUCAUAGAAAAGUAGCUCAUGAAGAGAGAGAGAAACUAUUAUGCACCAAGUGUCCCAGAACUUUCAACAGUAAGCAUAAUCUAGCACGGCAUCUUCAAUCUCACGAGAAUGAUCGUCCUUGCCCGUAUGAGAAUUGUGGUUUGGAACUCAGAACAAAAGCUCUUUUAAGGGAGCAUAUUAAUAGCCAUGGGAAGGCGUUUAAGUGCCGCCAAUGUGGCAAGCUGUUUGGUAAUGAAGAAAAUUUGAAAGCGCAUUAUUCAACGCAUCCAUACUUGGUUGUGUAAAUUGAGCGGUUAUUCUGCGCAACAUUCCUCCAUCGCUUCUACAAAGUAUAGGAAAAUUAUUUUAAAUUGUAUUGAGCUCGUCCUAAUGAAUUUUAUUUGAUAAUAUUCAAUUUAAGUGUUUGUAAUUUACGACUUUGAUUAAGACGAAAUAAAUGUUACCUUCAUGCAAAAAAAAUUCUA
Hermetia illucens (black soldier fly) is the source of this 1953-nucleotide messenger RNA. Its product is annotated as zinc finger protein 888-like. Gene Ontology annotation, molecular function: DNA-binding transcription factor activity; RNA polymerase II cis-regulatory region sequence-specific DNA binding. Gene Ontology annotation, biological process: regulation of transcription by RNA polymerase II. The record is from RefSeq and is a predicted model, not a curated record. Lineage: Eukaryota; Metazoa; Arthropoda; Insecta; Diptera; Stratiomyidae. The transcript has 4 exons. Bases 628 to 1773 code for a protein of 381 amino acids.